Messenger RNA from Rosa chinensis, 504 nucleotides. Its product is annotated as putative DEAD-box ATP-dependent RNA helicase 33. The transcript has a single exon. The coding region runs from base 1 to 504 and encodes 167 amino acids. NCBI's taxonomy places the organism in Eukaryota, Viridiplantae, Streptophyta, Magnoliopsida, Rosales, Rosaceae. The record is from RefSeq and is a predicted model, not a curated record.
AUGUCACUCUUCCAUGCCUUUCUCACACACCAAUCCCUCUCCUUCUCCAAAUACCUUACCUCCCCAACCCCUCUCUUCCUCCACACAAACCUCUCCCUCUCCCUUAAACCCUUAACCCUAAAGCCCACAUUCAUCCGAAUGGGCGGCGUGCCCAGAACCUUCCCCGGCGGUGUAUACAAGUGGCAGUGGAAGCGCAUGCAGGCCAAGAAAGCCAAGCAGCUCCUCAAGGCCCGCCUCUGCCAUGAGCACCAAAGCUACGAGAUACAAGGCAAGCCGAGCUUAAAGCCGCCGUGUCGGAGCUCGAGGGAGACCGUCGAGAAGCCUCCCAAUUUGUUCUCCAUCAGCGCUGAUGAGCAGGUUAAGGUCUUGGCCGAUCAGUUCCAGAGGCCGGGAGGGUUUGACUUGUGGACCGAGAGGAAUGGGCCAGAGCUAUUUCGGACCAUGAAGGACCUACCGUCGGCGAGGUUUUAUCCCAAGGGGGUUGUGCAUAGUGAGGCCAUAUAA